Messenger RNA from Brettanomyces bruxellensis, 996 nucleotides. RefSeq lists its product as uncharacterized. NCBI's taxonomy places the organism in Eukaryota, Fungi, Ascomycota, Pichiomycetes, Pichiales, Pichiaceae. Bases 1 to 996 code for a protein of 331 amino acids. Gene Ontology annotation, cellular component: mitochondrion. Gene Ontology annotation, molecular function: protein-containing complex binding. The transcript has a single exon. The record is from RefSeq and is a predicted model, not a curated record.
AUGAGCAUAUUUGGAAAAAAGCUUGUUGUUUUUGGCGGAAACGGAUUUCUCGGAAGAAGAAUCUGUGAGGCUGGAGUGAAAAGGGGCAUGCAGGUUUUAUCAGUUUCAACAAGUGGGAAAAUGCCGGAUACUGCUACGGAAUCCGAUAGGGAAUGGAUGAAGGAGGUUAGUUGGAAUCACGGAGAUGUUUUUAGACCUGAAAGCUACACUGAUUUAAUUAAAGAUGCCUUUGGAGUUGCACAUUCAAUUGGAAUUCUCCUGGAGAACCAAAACUACAAAAAAGUGGUUCGUUCAACUGGUGAUAUGUUCGGACUCAUUGAGAGCUUUUUUGCACAGCCAGAUGGAAAUCCUAUGAAGCGCAGUCCACCGAAAUCUUCGCAAUUGAAGAAUAAAAAAGAUAAGAAAACCAAAACUGCACAGAAACAGGCAUUAAACGAGCAAGAGGACGAAAUACAGGAGGAUGAAGAACCAAUUAUGGAUAUGACGUACGACAGAAUGAAUAAGCAAAGUGCACUUGUGCUUGCACAAACAUUGGUGGAGUGUAAUAAGCAAAAACCUGCAUUCAUAUACAUUUCUGCAGAUAGAGGAUUCCCUGGAGUGCCAUCGGGAUAUAUUGAGUCGAAAAGACAGGCUGAAUAUGAGCUUUAUCAGUUGCAACCUGCAAUUAGGCCAGUCUUGAUGCGGCCUGGGUUCAUGUACGAUGAAAAAUCCGCCAAUAAUGGUAUGUUUAGGAACACUUUAAAGGAUGCUUUAUCGGUUGGAAGCACUGUAAAUAGAACAUUAUUCAGAAAUGCAUUGGACGGGUUGGUGAGACCACCAAUAUCGACGCAAACAGUCGCAAAAUGGGCCGUCGAAAAAGCUCUCGAUGAAAAAUUCCACGGACCGGUACUUAUGGAUCAGAUGCUACACAUUAAACUUGAAAACGGAGGACAGAAAAGUGGGAAUAACAUAUCUAAGGACAGCAAGAAGGAGACUAGAACGAAGAAGAACAACUAA